AUGAACAAUAUAAAAAUACAGUGUAUCGCCAUAAUUGGUAAACAGAAUAAUCCAUUAUACAUUAAAAAUUUUAGUAUAUCACAUCCUGAUUUAAAAUAUCAUUAUAUUGCUCAUACAUCUUGUGAUGUCAUUGACGAAAGAGUUGGAGCUGCUGGACCAGAAGCUGCCGAUACCUAUCUUGGAUUAUUAUAUGCAAUGGAAGAUUUAGCUGUGUAUGGGUAUAUAACAAAUACUAGAGUAAAGUUUGUGGUGGUUCUCUCGGUUCCUGAUGCCGUAAUCAAGAAUUCAGACAUGAAGAAUUUGUUUAGGAGAAUUCAUACCGUGUAUAUCAAUCAAGUUUGUAAUCCAUUUUAUAAUUUAGACGGAAGGAAAUCAAUUGUUAGUAAAAGGUUCGUUGCAGCUAUUGAUGCUAUUGGAAAGUCUCCUGAUGAUGAUGCUGCUGUUAGUCCAUAA
Messenger RNA from Funneliformis geosporum, 453 nucleotides. The record is from the annotation of a GenBank genome assembly. NCBI's taxonomy places the organism in Eukaryota, Fungi, Glomeromycota, Glomeromycetes, Glomerales, Glomeraceae.